Molecule: messenger RNA, 3516 nt
Organism: Closterium sp. NIES-65
Lineage: Eukaryota; Viridiplantae; Streptophyta; Zygnematophyceae; Desmidiales; Closteriaceae
Source: the annotation of a GenBank genome assembly
AUGCAGUUCACCGUUCCUCGAUGCCACUUCUGCCACGGAAAGGCCGACGGCGUCUACGCCGACGCUACCGCUGACCCUCCAUGCAGCGCUUACUUGGUGUGCCGGCGGCAGCAGCUGGCCUCCAUGAACACCUGCCCCGACGGCACCUACUUCAACCUUGAAACCGCUUCCUGCGGCUCGCUCGAGCGUUCAUCCUGCGCCGUUUCCGUCGCGUCCGCCGCCGCCGCUUCCGGUGGAGUCGCUGGGUUUGUUGGCGUUGCACGCGGGGCUGGCGGGCUUGUGGUCGGUACAGAGGAGGAGGUGGAGUUGGAGAGCGUCGGUGACCGUCGGAAGCUGCAGGGAUGGGGUGCCAGGGCUGUUGUCGCGAAGCCACCCCCCAAAGCACCUGCGCCGAUUCCGACCAACUGGGUAGAAGUUAACGCCCUCCUUGCUCUCAAGAACAGCAACAUCGACGCGUAUUACAAACUGAAGAGCUGGAUCGUCCCUACUGCUCCGGCACAGCGCCGUAACAAUUUCAUCUGCGGAAAGUGGUGGGGAGUCAAGUGCAACAAGGGUUCCGUUACCGAGCUAAAUCUUGCGGGGUCCGGCCUGGCGGGAGUUCCCAGUGUCGCCAUGAACAGUAUUCCACCGGAAAUCGGCAACCUGACUUCGCUUAUCCUUCUCGACAUCUCCGGAACACAGAACCGCCUGACGUCUCUUAUCGGGGAGAUUCCUAAGGAGAUCAGCAAGCUGGCGAAACUGCAGACGCUUACGCUUAGUUACAACCGGUUGGUGGGAUCCAUUCCCGAGGGCAUCUCCGCUCUUACCGACCUCACCUCACUGGAUCUUACCCAGAAUUACAUAACGGGCAGUAUCCCCAGCGGUCUCGGUAACUUGAAAAACCUCGCCACGGUGAAUUUGGGUCUGAACGGGCUGAGCGGACGGAUCCCGGAGUCUUUGGGGCAGAUGAAGAGCCUUGAGACGCUCAGUCUUCGUGUGAACUCGCUCACGGGGGGGAUUCCGGAUUCGUUGGCCAACUGCAAGAAGCUUUUAUCUUUGGAGGUUAACUACAAUCAGCUUUCGGGGCCGCUGCCCGUGUGGUUGAAGGACAUCGCAUCGUACAUCGACCUUGGUUUCAACAAUUUCUCGGGUGUCUUUCCUCCCGCAUGGAAGGAUUUUAAGGGGUACUAUUUCGGGCUUCACGAGGCGGGCAAGUUCGGGCAGCUGCCCGUGAGCAUCGUGCAGGCGAUGUGCACGAAUGUCACUUCCAUGGAUUUUUCAAAUAUCUUCACCGGCGGUAAAUUGGACGACUGGGAUCUCUCGAACUGCGCGGCUCUUUCCAUGCUUUAUCUCGAGAGGAACAAUCUUGUCGGCGACGUUGGGAAGUUCCUGGGAACUGUUCCUGCCUCCUCGUACAUCCAGAACAUCGUUCUCUCCCAGAACCAGCUCACCGGCGAAAUCCCACCACAGAUCUUCCUGAUUCCGACGCUGGUGCAGUUCGACGCGGACAGCAACCAGCUCACGGGCACCCUGCCGUUGAUGCAGUGCACCGGGACACUCGCCAACAUGCUUCCGACGGCCCUCAACGUGUCAACGAAUCGCAUGUCCGGCGUGCUUCCGGAGCGAUUCCUGGAGAACUGCAACAUGAGCCAAAUCGAUCUCAGCCACAACCGAUUUUCCGGACCUGUUCCCCCUGGGAUUGCUCAGAGCCAGUCAUUGGCUGUUCUGGAUCUGACAAACAAUUCCUUCACAGGGGAUGUUCCCGUGCCUACCAGCUGCCUCGGCGACGGUAACUUCCUCCUCCACUCGCUGCGCCUCGGGCUCAACCAGUUCACUGGCAAGCUGCCGAACCUGCUCGGGAACUGCUCGGGAUUGGAGGAUCUGGACCUCUCGGGUCUCGAAAUCACCGGCGAUCUUAACGAAGGGUUCACGAACAUGGGAGGCGGUUACAGCGUGAUUCAAGUGAACCUUUCCAGCACGUCCCUCUCCGGCAAUCUCCCAGAAGCGAUAAACAAUUUCGUCUACAUCUCCGCCCUCGAUCUAUCCAACUCCCGCUUUCAAGGACCGGUCCCGUCCACCCUCGGCGAUCUCGUCAACCUGCGAAAGCUCGACCUGUCUGGUAACCAGCUGUACGGCCAGUUACCUCCUCAGAUCGGUAACCUCACGGCGGCCACUUCCAUUGAUAUGGAGGGUAACCAGCUUUCGGGAACCAUUCCGCCAGAGAUCGCUCCGCAGCCGUCCUCGCGCCAUCUGGCGUUCCUCACUUCCCUGGACUUAUCAAACAAUGAUUUCACGGGGCCUAUCCCGUACGGAUUCGCCAACGCGUCAUCGUCGUUCUACCUGGACGUCUCUCAGAACGAACUGUCCGGCGCGAUCCCCGGCGGCAGCUCCGGCUACUUCGCAUCCGCGGAUCCCGCGACGAUCAGCGGGAACCAGGGUCUGUGCGGAAUGCCCGGGUACCCGGACUGCCCGACCCCGAGCAGCCUAUCCGCGGGCGCGAUUGCGGGGAUUGUGGUGGGAGCAGUAGUCGGGCUCGUGCUGAUCGCGGUGGCUGCGUGGUGGUUCUCGCGGCGCAACGACCCGUGGUCGGGCGGCACGAUGCUGGUGUUUGAGAAGCUGGACUUCAAGCUCACGGUGGGGCACAUCCUGGAGGCAACGGAGUUCUUCAGCGACAAGUACAAGCUCGGCCGAGGAGGCUUCGGUACCGUGUACAAGGCGUCCCUUCAGGACGGUCGGUCGGUGGCUAUCAAGAGGCUGGCAGCGCAGAGCACGCAGGGAAACCGCGAGUUCCAAGCAGAAAUGGAGACCCUUGGCAACAUCCGCCACCGCAACCUGGUCGUCCUCGUUGCCGCCUACAUCGCCCCUGGCCAGUCCACGGAGCGUCUGCUCAUCUACGACUUCCUUUCGGGCGGCAGUGUGGAUACGAUCUUCAUGAAGGAGCUUCCGAAAGAUUCUCCCUUCUGCAAGUGGUCUGUGAGGAGGAAUGUGGCGCUGGAUACGGCGCGUGGAAUGAAGUACCUGCACCACGACUGCACGCCCAGGAUUAUUCACCGUGAUAUGAAGCCCGGGAAUGUGCUGCUCGAUGACCAGAUGGUUGCUCAUGUUGCUGAUUUCGGGCUUGCCAGGGAGAUUGAUGUGAAACAGUCGCAUAUGUCGACUAAGGUGUUUGGAACCAUCGGGUAUCUUGCGCCCGAGUAUACCCGCCAGGGCCGGCUUUCCUUCAAGAGUGAUGUGUUCGCGUAUGGAGUCAUGCUGCUGCAGCUGAUCACCGGCAAGCAGCCAACGGAUGAGGACGUGGCGGAACGUGGGCUUGCCAGGUGGGCGGAGGCGAACGGCGCGGCGGCGAUUGUGGACCCUCGGAUGGAGCUGGAGCCUGGGGAGAUUGACCAGAUUCUGGGCGCGGUGAAGCUGGGGCUGCUGUGCACAGCGCGUGUGGCGUCGGACCGGCCCAGCAUGCCUGAGAUUGUGCAUCUGCUGGAGAAUCUGGAGGACUUUGCCAAGGGCGUGGGGACCAUGGGCAAGGGGGAGAAGGAAUGA